AUGAACGGAUACACAAUAAACACCUUGAUGAUUAUAGUGAUUUUAGCAUCGUUGCCUUAUAGCUCAACGCUAAGUUUGCCUAGCGGGGAUCCUGCACCGGGAAGGUCACCUGGGCCACCCACUAUUGAAGAAAAAGAAACAACUGAUGAUAAAAUAGCACCCAUAUAUGAUGAGACAACCACUAGUGAAGACGUGAUAGAAGUUACAACAGUGAGUGAAGUGGGAGUGAGUGAUAAAACUGUGGAUGUCAGUGAUGCUUGUGCCUUCGCGCGAAUCCCGAGCGAUAGUGAUGAGAUUGUUACUGUUGGUGAUGAAGACAGUGAUGUGAAUUUGACGCUUAGCCAUCCGGUGUUCGAGACCGAUGAGUUGGUGCGAGGAGUUGUGUACGAUGGUGAGUAA
Messenger RNA from Arctia plantaginis, 399 nucleotides. The record is from the annotation of a GenBank genome assembly. Lineage: Eukaryota; Metazoa; Arthropoda; Insecta; Lepidoptera; Erebidae.